Messenger RNA from Stegostoma tigrinum, 5304 nucleotides. RefSeq names its product family with sequence similarity 234 member B (gene fam234b). Bases 378 to 2297 code for a protein of 639 amino acids. NCBI's taxonomy places the organism in Eukaryota, Metazoa, Chordata, Chondrichthyes, Orectolobiformes, Stegostomatidae. The transcript has 13 exons. The record is from RefSeq and is a predicted model, not a curated record.
UUGCCUCUCGCUGCCCGCCACAACUUCGGAAAGCCGCACUCCAGGAAGAUAGGACCGUUCGACACCUCGAUGUGUUUCGCUCAUCCCUUAUUGAAUGUGACUCUCCGGCAAGCCACAGGGUGCAACUGGAAAUCAGUCCGCAGUGACGAACCGCUCCAUGGCUGCCGUAGUUGGGGGAGGGGUUAUCAAUGAGGUCGGAAGACAUUCGAUUGCACGUAAAGUAUGCGAUCAGAUAUAUGAUCCGGGCCGGAAUUCCAGUCGCUUCUGUUUGAAGUUUAUUUUCAAAUCUAUUUGACCGGGAAUGUUACCGAGGUCAGGACUACAAUUUCCAGGUGACUUCGCGGCGCCCCACGCAUGCGUGGCGACGGGGCGUCAAGAUGGCGGCUGCUCUGUCCCGGGCGCUGAAGCUUCCAGGGAAAAAGAUUCAUGAUCUGGGAGAGUAUGACCCACUCCGUCAGGCUGACAGUGAUGACAGCGAGGAUGAUAGCGAUCUUAGCUUCCAGAAAAAUGGCAAUGUCCAGACUGAGGGCAGUGACGAGGCUGUGUGUGACAGAGACGCUGAUGCCGCAGUCGAAAUGCAUACGCUGAAAACGAAGCAACGGCGGACAGAUGAACCCAGCUCCGCGGAGGUCCGUGCGACUGAGGUCUCCGACGAGUUUACUGUUAAAGCCAGAAUCUCGCUUGUCCCUUGCCUCCGGACCGCUGCCUUCCUCCUCACCCUCGCGUUCACCAUGGUCCUCGUUCUGGUCUGCGCUUUCUUCAUCCCGUGUCCAAGGAGCCAGCCACAGAUGACCUCGUGGAACCGAAGCCUAGGCCAAGCAGCCAGUUUCCCUCCUGUGAUGACGCUCUGGGAUGUUAAUGAUGACCAAGUUUCUGAUGUAAUUAUUUCGUUUGGUUCCACCGGGAAAGUCCGAGACCAGAAAGGAGGCCUCAGGCCACAAGCUGCAUUGAAACUUCACGUGUCGGUAGCAGUGUUAUCUGGGGUUGACGGUAACGUUCUAUGGACAGCCCUGGCCCCAGAGCAACUGAAGUUUAUCCAGUGCGGCAUCGGCUAUCUAGGGGGGCCAGGUUCCGUCUGCCUGCUGAUUGGAAUCAGUCACAUAUUGAAGGCUGUUAACAGCAGCUCAGGAAGUAGCCUGUGGGAAGUGAAGAGCAUGUACCAGUCCCACCAGACUCCAGCUGCCCCAGCUGUGCUGCUCCCAGACAUAGAUGGUGACGGAUUUGCAGACUUGCUGCUCGGGAGCAGACCUACUGCACUGACCAGUCGGCUUCGUGAAAUCUCCUUUGUAUUUGUGUCAGGAGCAACAGGGGCCCUGAUUGGCCGGUCAGUUUCUUACAAUGUGACCGGCGAGGGCAAGCUGAUUGGUCCAAAGGCCUGUAUGUCUGGAGGAGGCACGCUGUACGUUCUGUUUGGCUAUGGAACCAUCCAAGCUGUGGCCGUGAGGGACAUUUACACCCAAGCAAAUGGCAAAGGGAGCUUGCCUCCAUCUCUACAAGGUCAGGACACCCUAUGGGAAUGGAAGAGAAAUGGGAACCUGUCUGGAUUGUUGGAAGUGUACAGCAGCAAUGAUUCUGUGAGGGACGUACAGACUCUGAGCCGACGUGGAGGGAGUGACAGUGACACAUUGAUCACCACAAAGAGUAGAUUGCAACGUCUGAGUCGGCAGCAUCUCCUGCAAUUAUGGUCAGCUAACGGAAGCAUCAUCGACAGUUCUCCUGUCACUGGCUUCUUCAACCAAGACAACGUCCUAGAUUUCCUGAUCCAGAUCACAAGCAGGAGCGACGUGAGAGAGAGUUUAAUUAUCGAUGGGAGUUCGGGUGAGGAGCUUUGGAAAGCAAACAUGGACUGUCGCAUUCAGGAAGCAGCCUCUAUACCGAUGUCCAAUGGGAGAUCUGCAUUUCUAUUCUGGGCCGAGGAAUGUGGAGUGGCCCACUUGGCUCCAACAACAGACCCUGACACUCUGAGCCAGUAUCACCUGUACCUCCUGCACCCGUUGUAUCCUAGUGUCCUGCUGGAACUGGCCAACAGCACAGCAGUUGUGACUGCAUCAGCAACUGGAUUACUGGAGCAACAGAAAGACGCUUUUUACGUUACUGUGACAAUGGACACCACACACUGGCCUCAUGAAAGUGGCACCGGGCACCUGAUGGUGACUGGCCUGGGCCUGAACUGGGCAAUUUCCCACAGUAGGAUGGUGGCCCUGGAGGACAGAGCCAUUGGCGCCAUCCAGAAGUUUGUCUCCAAGAUCCAGUUCUCUGCUGCCCAGCACUCACAGUCACUACAGAGACCAACCUGAAGCAACACAUGGAACAGAAGCUCAUUUGCCACUUCCUGCAGGAAUUUUGCAUCCCAAUCAUUGUGUUCCCUUCUGGUGGUGUCCCUGCUACCUCCCGAUAACUCUGCUCCUUCCCCCGCUACCCUCUAUCUCCCUCCCUGCCCCUCACUAUCCUCGCAGGAGCUCCUCAAUUGAUCUGGGUGAUAACUUGAAAAUGGAUUUGUAGCCGGGGCUUUCCCACUAGUUACUGGCUCAAUCAGAACAGUAUUUCAAAAGAAUCCAGCUCCUUCUGUUUGCUACAACCAUCGGGCAGUUCAUCCCAAAUGUGUAGUUGCCUGGGUCCAGCCAUCUCCACAUGAGGAACCACGUCUGCCUGUUGUCCACCAGGACCCAGCUUUAAAUGAGGCUCUCCUUUGUACAGGAAAGGGGAAGUCGUUCCCACAGGAUCCUCUUUAAGGCACACACUUUUACACGCGUUGCCCAUUGUAACUGCACUUUAGAUUAGAGCAAUCGUGUGUCUUAUUGUAGCUACAAUCUAAAAUUAUUUAUCAUUAGAGUUUAUUAUAGUCUUUGCCGAACCAAUCAAAAGCUUGAAUGUGAACUUAAACUGAUGAAAAUAUAGAAAAGAUUUGUAGAUGAUAUAUAUGUAUAUAGGAGCUGGAGUAGGCCUAGAUCAAUAGAUUGUAAAUAGAUAUAUCCUAAAAUGGUUUCUAUGUGAUUUAAACAAAUUUAAUAUAUAAGAUAUCAGAGUUUCAUGGUGUUUAAUUUGACAACAACUUGGUGCCCUUCUUGAGAGACAAGGAGAAUGUGUCCUUUGACUUGUCCACUGGAAAUCUGAGGGCACCAGGACAUCAUCAUCUACAGAUUAUGAUGCAUUUUUUGUAUCUCCAAAUAUCAACAGAUCUUCAAUCCUUCCUUGUGGUUAUUUCAUACUAUGGGUCAGUUACAGGAGGGGUCCCUCGCUGUCAACAUCGUAUCUGACACGCAGAAACAGGUCAAAAUGUAGAGUCAGCCUGCCCCCCUCUUUUUCUCUCUCUGUCUCUCUCACUCACGCACACUCUCUCUCAAACUGUCUCAGGCAUACACUCUGUCUCUCUCAGCCACGCACCCACUGUCCCCCUCUCUGCCUGUCCUCUCUCUCUCUGUCUCUCUCUCUCUCUCGCUCUCCCCCCGACCAUACGCGCUCAUUCCCUCUCCCUCGCUCCUCCUCACUCGUUCUCUCCCUUGCCCUCCCUCACUUGAUAACGAGCUCUCUCUCUCGGUCACCCUCCCUCGCGCUCUCACACAAAACAAGGCUGAGCUCUGCAGUAACAUGGGACUGGUCUGGUGACACUCCAUCCCACUGAAAGGCAGUUAAGACACUCUUACAACAGUGCGUUAAAGGACACGUGUUUGUUUGCAGCCUGACCCUGUUCUGUAUGUAACCAGUCAGCCCCUGUCUUCCUUCAUAUACAUUUCCCAUGCCCAUUUACUCCUGUCCAAAUCAUGAGAAAUACAAUUGCCAGUAAACCAUUUGGCCUAUUGAGCAGUGUGGCUGACCUUAGGCUUCAACGUCACUUUCCUUCCGGAUCCCCUAAUCCCUCAAUUCCCAAAUUGGGUCCAAAGUUCUUCGAUCCCAAAUUUAAUGUAUUCAACGAUGAAGCAUCAACUAUUGUCUAGAGUCGAAGAUUGCAAAGUUUUGCAGUCUUUGAACAUUCAUCACUUCUCCUUUGUGUCCUUAAUAAUCUGCUGUUGUAGCUCUGCUCACGUCCCAAUCCCCUGACAAGGGAGAGCAGUCCGUGCACCUACCAUCUCUCAAUCCUUUCCAGGAUCUGCUAUGGCUCAAUGAGAGUUGCUGUCAUUUUCCUGAACUCCAGAAAACAUGGACCCAGCCUCCCAUCACAGGGACCAAAUUAGUGAACCAACACUAUACCACAUCCAAUGCAGUGUAUCCUUUUGUAAAUGUGGAGACUGAAACUGCAAGUAGUAUUUUCUGAGAAUAAAAGCCAAGAUGCCGUUUACCUCCCCAAUUUCUUGCUGACUGCUUGUGUUACUUGUCUAAUUACCCCCAAGUCCAUUUGAACACCAGCAUUUUACAGGCAGACCCCCCCCCAAACCCCGUUACAAAUGGGUUCUGUCCUGGAGUUGGUUUGCAGGUCGAUUUGGUUGCUGGCCUCUUGCCCCUGUGUGGCGGUCUCUCGGCCUGGUGUGGCCUCAGCACUGCCUCCCGGCCCCAAGGUAAUUCCGGAGCAGCCUCCUGGCCUCAAGGCCCAAUGUGGACUGGAGUCAGGGUGUCAGUGUGCACCGGUGUGAUAGACUGUUCUGAACUUUUUAUUUGUCUAUUUUCUAAUUUAUUACAACAAUCUACAAUGAUGGACUUUUUUUCCCUUUAGUUUUCUAAUUUUUUUCUUAAGAACAUGUACUGAAGAAUCUGUACCUAGGUACCUCAGUAGCUAAGAUGGCGACAUGUGAACUUUUCACUUUUCUUCUGAGUACCUGUGACGAUAAAGCUGAUUCAAUUCAGUUGAAGUUGGAAUAGAACAUUAAGCAGCCAUUUGUAAGUCCAGGAAAUGUCAGGUCUGUAAGAUUACACUCCUGUAUGGGGUCACAUUUGUAGGUAGAAGUGGUCAUAAAUCAGGGACCCCCUAUAAUCUGACAUUUGCUGUUUUCUUAAAUUCUCCAGUCUGCACAGCAAGAGACAACAAUGUGACAAAGUCAAAAUACUGAGGAUGCUGGAGAAGCUCAGCAGGUCUGGCAGCAUCUGUGGACUGGGGGAAAAGAGUGGAUGUUUUGAGUCUGAUAUGCUUUUUUCAGAACUCAAUUUUAGCAGCUGAGAAUAAUGGCGAGGGUGCUGUCCAGAUAAUCAGUGGUAUGUGGGGGAAAUGCGUAUUGCAUGUGAGCUCUAAGUGUCUGCACUUUUGAUCAUCUAUCAGUAAAAAUGGUCUGUAAAUUCAGAAUUCCAUCUGUCAUCUCCAUAUAUCCCUGUGUUAUGCUUGAUAUAAAGGUAUUCGGGUACAGAAGUAAAACGCUAUUGCACAGCUAUAUUGUG